AUGUGGAGCAUCCUGGGAAGACCUGCAUGCAUUGUGUGUCUGUCUUCAGCCUUAUCUGCGAUGGCUCUGCUCAGCCAUGACCACUUACCCAGGCUUAAUCAAAGUCACUUGACUCCCUUGCUGAUGAUGACUCGAAGGCUAGGUCUGAAAGUCGAGGGCUCACAAUUCACACUUGAAGGUUCUCCAUUCCGGAUCUUAUCUGGCACUAUAGACUACUUCCGGGUCCCUAGGCAGUCCUGGAGAACCAGCUUGAGGAAGAUGCAGGCCUGUGGCUUCAACACCCUUACCACACAUAUUCCUUGGAACCUCCAUGAACCAGAAGUGGGCCAGUUUCAUUUCAUUGAAAACAUGGACCUCAUAGCUUUUAUCACCAUGGCUUCAGAGGUGGGACUCUGGGUCAUUCUGUGUCCGGGCCCCUACAUUGGCAGUGACCUAGAUCUUGGAGGCUUGCCCAGCUGGUUACUCAGGGAUCCAAAAAUGAAGCUUCGGACAACUUACAAGGGAUUCACCAGAGCAAUGAAUCGGUAUUUUGACCGUCUGAUUUCCAGGAUAGGACAAUACCAGUACAAAAGAGGAGGCCCUAUCAUUGCCGUGCAAAUCGAGAAUGAAUAUGGUUCCUACUAUAUGGAUAAAAAAUAUAUGGCUUAUGUAAAAACGGCUUUAGAGUCGAGAGGGAUCAACGAGAUGUUCAUGACUGCGGACGAUGGUGUGAAUCUGAAAAGGGGCCACUUGAAAAAUGUGCUGGCCACUGUUCACAUGAAGAAUAUAAAGCAAAAAACAUAUGAUGAUCUCAAAGCCAUUCAGGGUAGAAGCCCUAUACUGAUGAUGCUAUAUACAGCAGACUCUUUCGACACCUGGGGAGCUCUCCGCCAAAUUGGAAAUCCACACCUGCUGAGGAAGGAUGUUUUUGAGAUGUUCAGCCUUGGGUUCUCCCUCAACUUCUACAUGUUCCAAGGUGGCACCAACUUUGGCUUCAUGGGUGGAGCUCAGUCUUCCAACGGUUACCAACCUGUGGUAACCAGCUAUGAUUACAGUGCACUGCUGACAGAGAGUGGAGAAUACACAUCCGAGUACGAGGCAUUUCAACAUUUCUUCCACCUUGUUACAGAUGUUUCCUCAGACUUUCAGCCACAAGCUAUACAAAUGAUUGCCUAUGAGCCAUUGACAUUGCUAUAUUUCAUGACCCUGUGGGAAGUCCUGCCCCGUCUGGCCCACCCCAUCAAGUCUGUCAAGCCACUCUCCAUGGAACAGCUGCCUGUGAACAAUGACAAUGGCCAGUCCUUUGGGUACACCCUUUAUGAGACCACCAUCUUCCAUGAUGGCCUCCUCACAUCAAGGGGUCAUAUUCAAGACCGGGGGCAGGUGUUUUUGAAUAAAAACUAUAUAGGAGCCCUGGAUCAUUCCAACGAUGAGCUGUCUAUUCUGAGAAGUAACCCAAAGAAAAGCCAGAUUCUGAGGAUCCUGGUGGAGAACCAAGGGCGACUCGCUUCUGGGCAGGAUAUCAACAAUGAGAGAAAAGGUAUAACUGGAGACAUCUAUCUAGACCAUUUUCCACUAAGAAAAUUUACAAUCUACAGCCUGGAUAUGAGAGACAUUUUCUUACAAAGAAAACUUCCCAAGUCCUGGAAAAUAGUGACAAACCAUGUUCAGGGCCCUGCCUUUUUCCUCAGUUACUUGAAAGCUGGAGAUCCUUCCCAGGACACCUUCAUCAAAGUAAAGGGUUGGAAUAAAGGUGUCAUAUUCAUCAAUGGACAAGUUCUAGGAAGAUACUGGAAUAUUGGACCCCAGGAAACCCUCUAUGUCCCUGGCUCCUGGCUUCAUCCUGGAGUGAAUGAGAUCAUAAUUUUUGAGGAAGUAGAAGGCAACACAAAGAUCUCCUUUGCACAAGAAGCUCAGUUAGGACAUUGAAUCUCAAGUAGUGUGAUCUAAGCUAGAAAAUAAACAGCUGAAGCAUGUCCACAGUAGCACUGUGAGUAACCCAUCAGUCCCGACACAUAGGUGGGUCUCUGCAGCAACACUGGCUUCAUUUUCUACCCCGUGCCAGGCUUGGGUUCCACUGUCCACCUCCUCAUUGCACAGCAAACUCGUCUUUUAACUUGUUAGCUCAUAUGUUUCUGAUGCUUACAACAUAAUGAGUUUUACUUGUACAUUUCCUUUGUCAUGUUUGUUCUGUUAAAAAGCCCUUUG
This is a messenger RNA of Meriones unguiculatus (Mongolian gerbil), 2187 nucleotides long. Its product is annotated as beta-galactosidase-1-like protein 2. Bases 1 to 1908 code for a protein of 635 amino acids. Gene Ontology annotation, molecular function: beta-galactosidase activity. The transcript is spliced from 20 exons. The record is from RefSeq and is a predicted model, not a curated record. Gene Ontology annotation, biological process: carbohydrate metabolic process. Gene Ontology annotation, cellular component: vacuole. Lineage: Eukaryota; Metazoa; Chordata; Mammalia; Rodentia; Muridae.